Lucilia cuprina (Australian sheep blowfly) is the source of this 2968-nucleotide messenger RNA. RefSeq names its product E3 ubiquitin-protein ligase Iruka (gene Iru). The record is from RefSeq and is a predicted model, not a curated record. Gene Ontology annotation, cellular component: nucleoplasm; cytoplasm. The transcript is spliced from 2 exons. Gene Ontology annotation, biological process: positive regulation of DNA-templated transcription; protein ubiquitination; ubiquitin-dependent protein catabolic process. Lineage: Eukaryota; Metazoa; Arthropoda; Insecta; Diptera; Calliphoridae. Bases 445 to 1542 code for a protein of 365 amino acids. Gene Ontology annotation, molecular function: ubiquitin protein ligase activity.
UAAAUUUGCUCGGCACAGGUCUCUAGUGGGGUAUUGCAAAAAAAGAACAUUUUUCUAAGAGAAAAAUCGAAAUUUUUUCACAAAAGCAUUGACAAAUAUAAAAUUUUACUUUAAUUCUGUAAAAAAUUGUAAAAUAACAAAAUUGCUAACUACUUAAGAAAAUAUAAACGAAAUUACACACAAGAAGCUUUAGAAAACUUAUGCAAAAUUUCAGACAAGUGGUGAAACUAUAGAAACAGUGUGGUGUGGUAACUAAAAAAGACAAAAAAUUGCCAAUAGAAAACGCAAUAUACAUACUAUAGUACUUCAUUAACAGACAUUUGCAGACGGCUUAAGAAAACAAAGAAUAAAUACCCCCAGCAACGAAAAGCAAACAGUAGCCCUCUUACAGUAAUUUUCAAGCCGGCAUAGCGGGCCGCAACAUCCCUUAACCAAAUAGUUACUAUGGCUGAAGCAGUUGUUGAGGAAAGGCCAACAGUGCCAACUAGGUUUUAUUGUCAUAUGUGCGAUGAGGAAAUAAACAUUCCCAAUACUAAUACCGAUUACAUUUGCCCCAUUUGCUCAGGAGGCUUUGUGGAAGAAUUACCACCAGCGGCUGCAGCUUCUAAUAGUAGUGUAGGUGGCAGCAGCAGUACAAGUAAUGCAGGUUUUAUGGGCGGUGGAAAUGACGAGCAGCAACUGGAGACCUUACGUGGUCAAAUAGCCAAUUUAUUGGCUUCCCGCAAUGGUCCCAACCUGGAGAUAAAUAUUAAUCCUAGUUCGAUGCGCAACCAGCCGAGAGGCAUAGUAUCGCUGGGACCCUUACCAACAGGCGGUGGACGUGUCAGACCUCAAAGUCUAGAUCGCUUGGAUGAUGUCUUAUUAAACUUUUUGCAGUCGAUAUCUGUGGGUAGUGGCGCUGUAGCGGGUGAAAUAAAUCCUUUCGACAAUUCGCAACUUUUAUUUAUGGGCAAUCUGGGUGAUUAUGCCUGGGGACGUGAGGGUUUAGAUACGAUUGUUACCCAAUUGCUUAAUCAAAUGGAAACCUCUGGCCCCCCACCUUUGGCCAAGGAUAAGAUUGAUGAUAUACCUAAAGUAAAUAUAAGCGCCGAAGAAGUUGAACGUAAACUGCAAUGUUCCGUUUGCUGGGAAGAUUUUAAAAUAAACGAAAAGGUACGCAAACUACCAUGUUCUCAUUUGUAUCAUGAAGAUUGUAUAGUGCCAUGGUUGAAUUUACACGGCACUUGCCCAAUAUGCCGUAAAUCGCUCAAUGGCGAAGAAGACGACGAAAAUGAUGUUCACAUGGAUAUUGUUGAUGAGCAUCAGCGUCCGGCUACUGCUUCUGUAUGUCCCAUACAUCAACAACAACAACAGCAGCAGCAGUCACAACAAAAUCAGAAUAAUACUACAAGUAAUAAUUCGGAGCAACCUGGUACUAGCAAUUCAGUUGCUAAUACAUCAUCAGCAUCAUCAUCAUCGUCAUCAUCUAGUCAACGUCAGCAGCAACAACGCUCUGAAAAUAUUUUUGGUUUUGAAAAAAUGGAUAGUGUUGAUUUGGACUAAAUAGUUUUUGUUUGUCUCAUUUAUUUUUCUUCUGUUUCUAAACUAGCAUAUAUGAUGAGAAUUGGAAAUAUUAUGUUAUCUAUACAAGGUGAGCGAAAUACAAUUAGGCUGCAUGGAGGGGGGGUUUAUAUAAAAUAAAAAUUAAAUAAAUACAUUUUUAACUGGGUUUCCUUUUGCCAAAUUUAACAAAUAUUUAAAUUGUUUUGGAUUCAGGGAAUUAUUUUGCAAUUCUCAAUUUAUAUUUUGUUUCAGAAAAGAGAGAGACAUAAAAGAUACGAUUUUUUUAAAUAUUUUCAUUAACUUUUUUUUUAAAUUAUAUUAACAGAUGUUUUAUUUUUUUAAAGAAUUUAAAUAUUUGUUUUUAUUUUGGCCAGAUAUUUAAAAAAAUAUUAACUGCGCUCAAUGUAUUAUAAACUACAUUUUUAUAAUUAAAUUAUUUUUUAACGGAUUUUUUUUUAACUUCUUUGGAGUAUUUGGUAAUUUUUAAUCUGUUUCAUUAAUCAACAGAUUUACAGGUUUUGAAGGGGAACAGUAGGAUUAAGCUGGGAACAAACAAAAGAGUAAUGAAAAUUUUAAACGACAAUCAGAAUCUGCCCAACCCAAAAAACUAUUCCCAAAACUAAUGCUCAGUUUUUGAAAACCGUUAAAAACUUCAAACCAAACAAAAUUAUUAACAUUCAUUUUUACACAGAUUAUGUUUUAUUAUUUUUUAACUGUCAACUAAUAUUAUCUAUACAUUUUUAAUGACUUUAUUAUUUUGUUGGUAUUUAAAUUAUUAAAAAAGUAAAUUCUAUUUUGUCACCUAAACUUUGGCUAUACAUAUAUUUAACGAUAUACAUAAUAAUAUAAAAUAUACUAAACUUAUAAAACAGAUAUUUUUUCAUUUAAUUUAUUUAUGUAAAAAAAAACAAUACUUUUAAAUGAAAAACAAAAUUGAAAGAAAAUUUAAAAUAUUUAUUAAAAUAUUUUAUGCGAAAUCUUAAAAUCUAUAAAUUUAUUAUAAAAAAUGAGUGUGUGUGUAUCGAACAUAAAGUUGAAAAAAAAGGUUGAAGGUCAAUUUGCAAACAGAUAAAUUACAGCAAACUUUCACCUAAAAACCACUGUUUUUAUGCAUAUUUUUUUUCUUUUAUUUUUUAACUUUAAAAACAUAAUUUUGUUUAUUGAAUGCCACCAACUUUUUUUUUAAUAUUUACUAUGAUAUUGUAAGCUAAAAAAGAAAACAAAACAAAAUUAUUUAUUUUUGUAUAAUCUUAUUUUAAUUAUUUAAAACACAUUUUUUUAAAUAUUUGUAACUCAAACUUUUGAAAUAUUGUUUAAAUUUUUGCCUAAAAAACACAUUAUACAUGAAUUAUACUAUACAUAUUAUUAAAAAAAUAAAAACGUUUAAAAUAUAUUUAAUAACAUUUAAUUAUAGCUUAGUUGAAGA